Molecule: messenger RNA, 6628 nt
Organism: Mercenaria mercenaria
Lineage: Eukaryota; Metazoa; Mollusca; Bivalvia; Venerida; Veneridae
Exons: 4
Coding region: 172-1176 (334 amino acids)
Source: RefSeq, a predicted model, not a curated record
UCGGUUUUUUGAAACCCAUUUUUAGCAUUUCUAGCAGAAACCCAAACAGGUUUACUAAGUUUAGAAAUGAAAUGCGACUGUUCAGACUAUAAAACUCGAUUAUUCUAACAGCUUUAGCGCAUACUGGCACCGGACGGAUACUUUUAGACGUAGACCGUAAGUGCUGAAGCAAUGUCAUCGCAUCGAUUUUUAUUCGUACGGGACCAUGAAAAGUUCUUUAAUUGGUCUGCUAGCAUUAUCGCUUUGAACCUGACAAAAGAAGCCUUGUAUGAAUACAUGGAAGAAAUUGCUGAUAGAUAUGUUCGGGGUUUAGCAACUGAUGAAAAAAAUCAUAUAGUGGAUUUCAUAGAACACAACAGGAGAUACUUCCCAAAUAGGGACGGAAAAGCGUUAAUGAUGGAAAAAUUGAAGUGUAGCUGCAUUCCAUGUGCAAGUUUAUAUAAACGGAUUCAGGACGACUUGUUGGGAUCCCCAGAAAGCUCAGUACUAUUGGAAACACCUGAGAACGUAGGUAGAAGUAAGCUGUGGUGGAUUUUAUUAAAGAUGAAUUCACGCCAUGCAGGGAAAGAUACACAACAGAUUGAAGACUGUGAUUUGAAAUUAUUGUGCAGAAUAGUACAACGCUGUCGACUUUUUGCCCCUGUGAAAAAUAUUGAAAAGGUAAUUGCCUACAGAAACAUGUUGAUGCACAACAGUUCCAACGAAAUUUCUACAGAAACAAAACGGUCAUACCUAUCUGUCUUGGAGGAGCUUUUAGAAUCACCUGGGUUGAAAGGUCGUCCAAAAGUACAAAACGCUAUAUGCAAGAUUUCAGGUAUGAAGUUUCACAACAGCCGAUUUCACUCUACCUAUGAGGAUUGUGACGAACUUAAGCAGAGCAUGAAAUGGCAGAUUGAAGCGAUUGAAAAGGAUAUGGAAGAGUUCAAUAGGAAACAUCUGAAUGUGAUAAAACUUGAAGAAAUAAUGAGAAUAAUUAAAAAAAAUAAAGAUACAGUAACUGUUGAACAAAGAAAAAUCAUUGAAGGGAGGAAAGUAGCGACACUUGACGAAGCUGUUGAAAUUGGAAAACAAGAUGGAGAACAAGCCUUAAAAGCCGGAGGAUUUGUUGGCGAGUGUGUUGGUGGUUUAGCUGGAGGUGCUGGGGCUUGGGUUGCAGGAAAUGUCAGAAAACAAUGAAUAUUGAUACGUAAACGCACACAUCAUUAAAGGGUUUGGUCAUAAUAUAAAGAGCGCUACUAUUGUAAGCUGUUGUGUUGUGUUUCCUUCAAUGUUCAUUUGUACAUGUUAACAACUGGUUUCCAUGAGAGUGGUUUUUGGAUGUGAUUGUGUCUAACAUCUAAAACCUUCAUUCUUCAGUUGACAUGUUAUAUUUAGAUUCCUCGCAUCUUGAACAUUUUAAGAUAGACUUCUAGCCAUUUCAUUCUAAUUUGACACAUACCAGAGACUUAUGGACGUUCGUGUAAAUUUGGAAUGAAAAAGCACACCAGUAUAUAUUUCCUGAGAUUAUGUGAAGUACCGUAUAGCGGGUUAUUUCUAUGGGGAAAAUAUUUUUGCGUUUCUGCGGUCUCUCGGUAGAAUCGCAAAAAAAUAUUUCCAGCAGAAUAUUCAUCAAGCAAAAUUUUAAAACGCAAAAGAAUCUGCAUUUUUUUUCACCAACGCUGUUUUACGCUAUGUUUCUCUAGGUAAUCCGAAGUUCACAAUGGCAUGGUCUAAUACAUGGAAAUUACCGUCGCCAUCUGACAAUUACCGAUAAUGAUAUAAUUAGGUGUGAUAGUCAAUCAAAGUCCUAACCGUUAAUCCCUCAGAAAACACUUUUCUUCUGUGAAUGAAUUUCACUUGUGUUGUUUUUAUUGAUCCCUUUUGAAGAUCUUCCGAACUAUACUUUAGUAACAUUUAUAUAAGUGUAACUAUUAUGCCGAUAUACUGUAGUUUGCAGUUGUUGUUUGUGCAAUUGUUGUUGGCCUUAUAGUUUUUCAAUUUACAUGUUUUUAUAUCCUACAAUGUAUUCAUUAAAUGCAAAGUUAUUUUACAACAGUUACCGGUAAUUUAGUUUAUUGUUCUCAUACGCUAUCAUUCUCACAACGCUCGAUCAUGCGAGGAAUUACCUCUUCUUUGGCAUCAAAAAUGCAGAAAUUUCUCUCCUUUUUAUGUGAAAACGCAGAAAUUAAACACGCAAAAAUUUAUUUCACAAUUUUUGGGGCCAAAACGCAGAAUAUUUUGACCGCAGAAAUAACCCGCUAUACGGUAGUUGACAUGGACAGUGUAACUAUCAAAUUUUGUUUGUUGUCGCUAAGCAUGUCAUCCUACUAUGUUAGCACUUCUUGACAUGAUUAUAAUAUGACAAGGACUUUCAUGAAAUGAAUUUUGGCUUACGCAAUGUAUUAAGCAAUGUAUUCAAAUAAGUUAGUUACCUGCGAAAAUGUCUUUUUGAAGCAUAGAACUCAAACUCAUAGUAAGAGCAGACUUGAUUUUAUACAGUCUGUACUUACAUUUUCAUUGAAUUUGAAUUACCAUUUACGGCCUUUGAAACCUAAUUGAGAGGAAACUCGAUUAUCAGGAAAGUUAGAUAAUAUCAUGGUCCUAAAAGAUACAAUAGAACACUACUGAAUCAAUAAACGGUUCUACGUUAACGGGCGAUACGUACUUACCUCUUUAUUGAGAGUACAUUAGCUACAAGACUUUAGUGUAUGUUAUCUGGGAUAACUUAACCAAGAUUGUAAUAAAACUUUUCUUUUGAUAAAGUCUGUAAAAUGAUAAUUUGGAAGCAUAGAAUGCAACAAAGAAGAAAAUAGUAGACUCGGUUUGAUAGAGUCUGUUCAUGAGAGUUAAUAAAAUGUGAAACACCUCUCACGUCCCCUAGCACCAGCUUUAGCGGAAUUCCAUCAUAUACCAAUGAAUGCACUCUUAUGAUCCCGAAGGACCAGACAAUAUAUUAUCCUGAAUCACUAAAGUAAGGGGAGACUUUUUUACAGCGGCCACACGGUACUUAAAGAUUUUUGUUGAAAUCAAUUGCAUGAUGUAUUAUCUUUUUGAUUUUGUUUUCGGAAAGAGGAAAACAUGUUUUUCUGCAUUUAAAAACUCGAUUUCAGAAUGAAUAUGAAAGUGUGGUAAAACCUGGGUUUAGGCAAGGUGAUAUUUUACUUUUAGUAAUUAUGUUAGCGAAUUCACUCUUUUGCAUUGUUAAACAGACCUUGGCUUAAAGAACAUCUCAUUACGCAACUGUUGCAGAAGUUUUAAGUUUAUCGGAACUCUUUUGAUAAAGUUAUAGGCAAACAUUAUUGCAAUUUUUUCCAAUCCGUAGCACAGCUGUUGUUAUACAAAUACAAAUAUAUUUACAUAGCAUAAAAAGUAUAAAAAAAAUUCUUUUGCGCUUUUCAAUAACCUUAAAAUGUAAAACUUAAAAAUAUUAAGUAAUUUAAGAAUUUAAGAAAAAUUAAUUACAAAUAUCAAAUACAAUUUUUUUUACAGGAUUUACAUAUCACUAGAUUGUCAUAUUCCAAAGAAGACUUUGUCAUAAUCAUAUAACAAUUACAAGUUACACUUUAGAAUUCUGACAAUGUGACAUUAUUGUCCUGCUAUUUAUAUGUAAAGUCACUUGAAAAAGGUUUCAAAAAAGGUGUGUUUUAAGUUUACAUCUGAACUUAUUUUCACUUUUGAUUCCUUUUAAGUCUCUUGAAAGGAAAUUCCACCCUUUUGGACCUAUUACACGCAAUGAUCUAUCUGCAAACUUUUUUCUUGUUUUUGGUAUAGCAAAACUUAAUUCAUUUGAUGCUCUUGUUUUGUAUGUAGUAUCUUGAACAGGAUGAAGAAGUUCACUAAGAUAAGAUGGAGCAGUGCCUUCAAUGACUCGGAACAUUAACACUAAAAUUUUGAACAUCACUGUUGCCUUUACAGGGAGCCAAUGUAGUUGUUACCAGAUGUUAGUAAUUGGUUCAUUAAAUGAAGCAUUGGUCACAACUCGUGCAGCAUAAUUUUGGACUUUUAAAGUUUUUCAAUCUGUUAUGCUGGUAUGUCGAUAAAAAGACCAUUGCAAAUAUCAAUAUGAGAAAUUCUGAACCAUGCCCUAGAAUUUCUGUUGAUUUUUGUGACAUGUGUUUUCAAAUUACUGUCAGAUUCUUCAGCAAACCAUAUGAAAUAUGACAUUUCUUUCUAAUAUGUCAGUCACAAUUCAGAGUAUUUUCCAUAUACACACCAAGAUCUCUAACAUGAUCAACGCAUUUCACUGCAUAACCAUCAACAUUUACACUUGUGAUGUUAACUUUAGCUAACUGAUUCUUAGUUCCAUAGAUAAUAAUUUCUACUUUGAAUUAUUCAUCUUCAGUUUGAAUUUCGUCAUCCACGUAAUUAUGCCAUCCAGACAGCUACGAACAUGGUUUAAAACAUUUGACUAAUCUUGCAUGUUGCCAGCUUGGAUUCCGAAAGCGAGUUUAUGAUCGUCAGCAUAUUUAUAUAGUUCUGCAGAAUACUUUCGAACAACUUUGUUCAGGGCAGCAAUGUACAUUGUAAAUAUCAAAGGAUCUGCACAAGAGCCUUGGGCGACACCAUGCAUUGACUCAGUAUACCAUAGUAUAUUUGGCCGUACAAUAGUAGUUCUUUCUUUGAGGGUAGAGUAUGUUUGUCAACUAUUUCAGAGGUCGUUUUACUGAAGAUUGUUACCAAAUCUUUCAUAUUAGAAGUAUCAUUUGAUAAUGAAUUCAGCUUCACUCCGAAAAGAAUCAUUUUAGAUCGACUUCCAGUUUUGGUUCCUGACAGUCUGUACCGUUAAUGCUGGUCGAGACUGUUCAAUAUAGCAACAGAUAUGAAACAGUCAGUCAGAGGUUCAGACAUCUAAGAAUUUGCCUUUUUUACGAGAAAUGAUCCCAUCAAGAAUAAUUCCACUGGUAUUAGCUUGAUUCUUAACAUUCUGCAUAACAUCAAAAGUCUGUAAUAACUGUGUUAAUUGUUUGGUGUAACAGUCAGAUUUGUUGUCUAGAUUUAAAUUGAAAUCGCCCAGUACCAAAACAGGUUCUGAGCAUAAUAAUAGCUGAUCUAGAUACUCUCUGAACUCAGUCAUAAACAUUGCUUGCAUUACUGGGUUUCUUUCAGAGUAUGGAGGGCGAUAUAUACCAACGAUUAGAAAAAAACAACAAAUAUUUUGCAUUUGAUUUUCCAUUCUGAAUAUUCAAAAGAUUGAUAAUAACUUGACGAAGUUCUUGACUUUUUGAAAUUACUUCUGUAUUUCAAGGCUAACCCACCAACAUUUCGAUUGGGACGAGGGACCCUUACAACAUCAUCAUCAGUCCUCACCAUCAGUCCUUAAGCCAUGUUUUUACUGAUAACACAAAGGUCAAUGUUCUAAAGUAUGUUGCAAUAAUUGUGCAGACUUUCCACGUAAUUAUCUUGUAUUUACAAUUGUAAUAUUUAGUUUACUUUUACGGUUUUCAUUCAAAGCUAUUGUUGAAUCUAACUUUAUUCUUAUAAGAUUAUCCCAAUGAAUGCCAUUAUUUGUGUCCAUUAGCCUGGAGUUACCUGCUCCUUUUUCUUUAUACACCAGCAAUCCCAGUUCCUUUAAUCUAAUCAACACUUCUUUGUCAAUUAUCGAGUCAGGCAAUGUUGAGCGAAAUCUCACCAGCUGUUCAACACUAUAUUUUCUAACUAUAGAUUUAUCCAUUAGCAUAUAGUCCAAUUGUUUUUGAUCAAAAUUAUAAUUAAAUACAAUCAGUUAUCCACAAAACAAUAAUAGCAGCAUGUUCAGAUUAUAUUUACAAAGGGCUAAUACAAGAAUCCAUUUUUUAUGCUAAGUAAAACCAGUUAUAAAUUUUAAACAUGAUUAUUAAGGAGCUUAAAAAUAUGAAGCCUAGCAUUUUAAAACAAAUACAUGUUUCUAAACACAUAUUUUAUACUUACCAUAAUGUUUCUAACAUCAAUAUAUUUUGAAUAUAUAACUUAUAUUUUUACUAAGUUGUUUGAGGACAUGGCAAGGUGUAGUUUUAGAGAUAUGCUUGAAAAGUAUUCUUUUAUUUACAGUUUGCUUGUCAAUCUCUUGGGUAGCAAGAACUAACCAAUGAAAAUGAUUUAUCAAACAUAUUCAAAGAUAUUUGUAUGACUGAAAUUUUAUUAUUAUGACAAAGGUGAUUUUUUUUAGUUUUGUUAAAUUUUGAAGAUUUUUAAGACGACUUGUAAAAUAUGAUAUAUGCCUUUAUUAUGACAUUUAUUUUAUGUCUUGCAUUUGAUGAGAAAAGUUUUGCAUAUCUGUGAAAAUGACAUUGACCAGUCUGAUUGCAGUAUGUUUUAGUUCUACUCUAAAUUUAUGGAGUUGUCAGUUUUUUCUUUGCUCUUCUAGUUUACACUUUUGGACUUAACACUCCUUCUUGGAUUGAAUUUUUUAAGGAAAUUCAGAGCCAAAUUCAGGAACUCUGGACAUUAUUUUUAUUGGAGAAAUAAAUUAGAACUUUAAAGUUUAAUGCUAGAUUUUAUUCACUGAAACCUGUGUUUAUUUUAUUUGAAGCAUACUUACACCAUUAAGUAUAUUGCAGAAUUUGUUUAUGUUUUAAUUGUAGAAGUCUAUUAAUAGACAUAUUAGAUCUUUGUAGUUGUGAAUACGUUAUUAUGAAUGGACUUUAGAUUUCAAUAGAUUUAUAAAACUAGA